Molecule: messenger RNA, 2129 nt
Organism: Eufriesea mexicana
Lineage: Eukaryota; Metazoa; Arthropoda; Insecta; Hymenoptera; Apidae
Product: frequenin-1
Exons: 7
Coding region: 1-564 (187 amino acids)
Molecular function (GO): calcium sensitive guanylate cyclase activator activity; calcium ion binding
Source: RefSeq, a predicted model, not a curated record
AUGGGCAAGAAGAAUAGCAAGUUGAAACAGGAUACCAUCGAUCGACUCACCAGUGACACAUAUUUUACCGAGAAGGAGAUUCGACAAUGGCACAAAGGAUUCCUGAAAGACUGCCCCGAUGGCUUGCUGACGGAACAGGGCUUCAUAAAGAUCUACAAGCAGUUCUUUCCACAAGGCGAUCCAUCGAAAUUCGCCUCGCUGGUUUUCAGGGUGUUCGACGAAAACAGCGACGGCACGAUAGAAUUCGAAGAGUUCAUAAGGGCACUCUCGGUGACGUCGCGCGGAAACUUGGACGAGAAACUUCACUGGGCGUUUCGGCUCUACGACGUGGAUAACGACGGUUUCAUCACGAGGGAGGAGAUGUACAAUAUCGUCGACGCGAUGUACGAGAUGGUGGGACAACAGCCGCAGGCGGAGGACGAGAAUACGCCGCAGAAGAGGGUAGACAAGAUCUUCGAUCAAAUGGACAAAAACCACGACGACAAGCUAACCCUGGAAGAGUUCCGGGAGGGUAGCAAGGCCGACCCCAGGAUCGUGCAGGCGUUGUCGUUAGGCGGCGAGUAACGGCAGGCCCCGUCGCGACCGGACGAUUCCUCGAUCGUCCAAAGACGAACGAUCACACCGUCGCCUCGGUCCGGUCGUCGAAACGGAUAGAGAGAGAAUUCGAUCCCUCGAAGAGAUAAGAGAAAUGGGCUAUCUUGAGGUGACUCCCGAUAACCAUGCAGACCGGCGUACACGCAUACGUAGGUACAUGAUACGAAUCGACAUGACGCGAACCUCUUUCACUCUCCUUUCUCUCUAUCUAUCUAUCUUCUCUUCUCUUUCUCCGUUUCUUUCUCCUCGCGGAGACCGUUUCUUUCUCUUUGCACGAAUCGUUGAGAAAAUUGCGCGAUAGCGACGAUAGAAACGUAGAAGUCUCGAGCGUAGUGGCUUGAUCGACGAUUUUCUAGAUCUUUGUAUUCCACCGAUCUCUCUCUCCACUUUCCGUGUACGAACGACAACAGGGACGAGUCGCGAGAUCGCGUCCUCGAGAGAUCAAGUAUAGCGCGAGAUUCGACGUUACGAUGAUACUUGGACAAAACUGCCGACAAGUGCUCGACGAAAUCUCGAACGGAAACUAGUUCCGUCACGGAUACGUCGUUCUCGCUGCAUAAGCUAAGAUAAAUAUAGGAACAUGGUUAGCGCUGUCAAGCGUAGCCGAGAACAGACGAGAGAUCUCGAUUAGUCGGAAAAAAGAACGGGUGACACGGUAGCGCCGACACUCUGCCGAAUAGGUUACGCUCUUGCGUCAAAUAAAUCGUAUUCGUCAAUUUUCCGUCGACUCGAGUCGUUUCGCGUAGUACUUUUUCCCAAAAUAUCGUAUCUCGCAUAGAACAGAAUGUUACAAAGAAUCGCGACACAGAGAUUUGGAAUAUCGAAAAUUUUGACAACGAUCGCUCGAAUUUGCAUUCGCCUUCGAGAUGAAAAGUUAAACGGCAAAUAUGCUGGUAUCUAGCGAGGAACUUAACGUCGGCUCGACGUAUAUCGGUGAAAAGGGAGCGGAGGUACGGCGAGGAAAGAGACCAGGCAGGAAAGGAUUAAAAUAAGAGGGAAAUGGAAAGGCGAAGCGUCGUCGCAAAGAAAAAGGCAGAGGAACACAUGGAUCGAAAAUAAUCGGAAAGGCGAUUUUUUGCGUCUUCUCUGCCUCGGUGGCGGUAAAGGCAGAUUUUAUCGGCGUUCGCGAGACGAAAGUUCACGAGAUGGGAAAAACGCAUUGGCGGAAGCGUGGAAAGAAUGGGAGGCGAUAUAGCCGUCUAGCGGAAUCGCCUGAUAUUUUCAACGAAGACUGCAACACUACCGUCGAGGGCAUUCUUCGCACGUAGAAUUUCGGAGAGAAGCGAGGAAGGAAACGUUUCAGCGGAAGCAUUACUCGCGGAAUUACAUUUUUCUUCAAACUAUUACGUAUUUACGCGUAUACGUUGGGAAUCCGUGUCUCGUUAAAGUAUCAGUCGAUCGAGUUACGUCUGGAGCAAGUUCCGGUUGCCAGACGAGGAAAGCCCAUGAAAGAUUCAGGAAAAAUACGGACCGCGGUCGAAUAUCGCGAAAAGGAAGAACGGCGAAAGAACGGACCGGCGGAGAAUUUACUUCGG